Messenger RNA from Populus nigra (black poplar), 1626 nucleotides. Its product is annotated as GATA transcription factor 5-like. The coding region runs from base 279 to 1265 and encodes 328 amino acids. The record is from RefSeq and is a predicted model, not a curated record. The transcript is spliced from 3 exons. Lineage: Eukaryota; Viridiplantae; Streptophyta; Magnoliopsida; Malpighiales; Salicaceae. Gene Ontology annotation, biological process: positive regulation of DNA-templated transcription. Gene Ontology annotation, molecular function: sequence-specific DNA binding; zinc ion binding. Gene Ontology annotation, cellular component: nucleus.
AUUAAAGACCCAAGAAUAGUCCUCGCCUAAAUUGACCAAAUAUCACUCACAAAUACAAUCCACCAUUAUUAACUUUUAUACGCACAAAUUUAAAUUUUCGAAAAAGGAGCUCCUAAUAAUAAGAGAGAGAGGGGGAGAUAUAUAGGAGAGAAAGAGGCAGAUUAAAGAUAAGCCAUCAACUCCGCACCAGUUUCGCCCAGUAACAAGCCUUCAUUUCAGUGCCCAGGGAACCCCAUCUAUCCUCAGUUUCUUCCUUCCCUUCAUCUUUAUCAGAGAAAAUGGAAUUCCGCGUGGAAGAAAGAGCCUUGAAGUCAAGCCUACUUAGAGAACUAGAAACAAAAACAACCAGCGAACAAGCUUUCUAUGAAGAUUUCUUGGCUCUGAACACACCUGGUGUUGUUUCAUGUGAUCAAGAUUUCUCAGUUGAUUGUUUCCUGGACUUCUCUAAUGGUGAAUUCAAAGAUGGUUAUGUACAAGAACAAGAAGAAGAGAAAGACUCUAUUUCUGUUUCCUCUCAAGACCGUGUUGAUGAUUUUAACUCCAAUUCCAGCAGUUUUUCUGAUUCUUUUCUCGCAAGUGAACUUGCUGUACCAACUGAUGAUAUUGCAGAGCUUGAAUGGGUAUCACACUUCGUGGAUGAUUCCGUGUCUGAUGUCUCUCUUUUGGUUCCUGCCUGUAAAGGAUCAUCCAAACGCCAUGCAAAGAACCGGUUUGAACCAGAAACCAAACCUACUUUCGCAAAAACUUCUUGUCUUUUUCCUUCACGGGUUCCCUCCAAGGCGAGAACCAAAAGGUCCAGACCCAAUGGUCGGACCUGGUCGGCUGGGUCGAACCAAUCAGAGACACCGUCAUCGUCAACAUCAUCGACCUCGUCAAUGCCUUGUCUUGUUGCAACCAACACGGUUCAGACAGCUGACUCGUCAUCGUGGUUGAGUGAACAACCGAUGAAAAUUUCAAAGAAAAGACCGGCGGUUCAUACCACUGGGUUAAUGGAUUCAACCCAAUUUCAGCGUCGGUGCAGUCAUUGCCAGGUCCAAAAGACCCCACAGUGGCGAACCGGUCCACUUGGUGCCAAAACUCUAUGCAAUGCUUGCGGGGUUCGUUAUAAAUCCGGUCGGCUCUUUCCGGAAUACAGACCGGCAUGCAGCCCUACCUUUUCGAGUGAAGUUCACUCAAAUAGCCAUCGAAAAGUGUUAGAGAUGAGAAGGAAGAAGGAAGUUGCUGGAGCCGAGCCCAGGUUGAACCAGAUGGUUCCUAGUUUUUGAAGGUUAAUGAUAGGAUGUAGCCAUGUAGGCUUAUUCUGAACCAGAGUCAAACCCAGUUUAGAUGGAGUCCGGUUUUUUAACCUGAAAACCCGGCUUCAGCAAGUCCGUUUCUGCUUGCGGGCUGCAGACUUGUAAUUUGCCACCGGAAGGACAGUUCCACCCUGGUUUCUAGGGAUGUUCUCCUAUCUCUAGUCUUAUCUCUGGUACUUUUUUUAGUGUUUCUUUUAGUUUUGUUUUUGUUUUUGUUUUUUACUUUUUGUUUAGGGCUGAUGAAUAGAGAGGGUUUUAGAAUAGCCAGUUGAAGGGGUAAUAUUUAGUCUUUGCCUAUUCUUGAUUUAAUAUUCCCAGAAUUUUCUGUUUA